AUGAAUUUCACUGGUUUAAUAAUCACUGUUCAUCGGCUGAUUACUAUCUUGAUCAUCAUCAUCUGCAUCCAUGGCGGGGGUGGUGGCUUCAUGCACAAAAUGAAAAUGAUGAAGAUGAUGAAAGAGCAUCAGGAGAAUCAACACAAAGGAAUCACCAUUGGAAUCAAAGCGAUCAAAGUUCCAAUCCCGAUUCCCAUUGCAAUGCCAUAUGUAGAAAACCAAAUGAUGAUGAAAGGACAUAAUAAGGGUAUGCAGAAGAAGAAGAUGAAGGGACAAAUGAUGAUGCAAAUGAUGGAUAAAAUGAUGAAGAUGAAAAUGAUGAAGAUGAUGAUGAAAAUGCAUAUGAAACAGAUGAAAAUGAAACCCAAUAAAUGUAAGCCCAAAUGCAUGAUGAUGAAAAUGAUGAAAGCGAAAUGCGAACAAGAAUGCCCUGAAACACCCUGUCCUGUUAUGAUGGAUAACAGUUGUGACAGUUGUCCUGCGAUGAAAAGUGGUUGGCCUUCAACUGGUAUGAUGAUGAUGGACAAUGGCUGGCCCGCUCCAGAAAUGAUGAUGAACGGCUGGCCAUCACCUAUGAUGAUGAACAACGGUUGGCCAUCACCGAUGAUGAAAGGAAUGAUGAAAGCAAUGUGUCCGGAAUGCCCACCAUGCGACGACGAGAGACCGGAAGUAAUGGAACCCGACUACUACGACGAAGAGCUUGAGGAGGAUAUGAAUGCAUGGGAUACGAACCCAGAACCUGUUUAUCAAAAGAUGGACAGUGAUGUGAAAAUGAAAGGCGAUAACUUAGAUGAGGCAAUCUUUUACAAAUUUGAUAAACAUUUACACAUUAAUGCAUUCAAACUGCCUUUAAGACAAGGAUCAAAACAUUCAGACUAUGAUAAAAGAAUGGUAUAUGACUUUGACUAUUGA
Parasteatoda tepidariorum (common house spider) is the source of this 912-nucleotide messenger RNA. RefSeq lists its product as uncharacterized. NCBI's taxonomy places the organism in Eukaryota, Metazoa, Arthropoda, Arachnida, Araneae, Theridiidae. The record is from RefSeq and is a predicted model, not a curated record.